This is a messenger RNA of Gongylonema pulchrum, 195 nucleotides long. The record is from the annotation of a GenBank genome assembly. Lineage: Eukaryota; Metazoa; Nematoda; Chromadorea; Rhabditida; Gongylonematidae.
GUAAAAGCCGCCCUACCCGAGCUGGUGAAGGAUUAUGAAGUGAAUGUGAAGCGUCUUGCCGAGGAAAAACAGAUACCAUUACCGGAGCCAAUCGAUUAUGCUGCUUUGGGAUAUUUCCCAGAUGCUUCAGGGGGUUCGUUUGUUGUAUCUGUGUUGAGAAAAAAAUACGCGUGGAUCAGGUGGUACAUUGUUUAA